Molecule: messenger RNA, 1503 nt
Organism: Clonostachys solani
Lineage: Eukaryota; Fungi; Ascomycota; Sordariomycetes; Hypocreales; Bionectriaceae
Source: the annotation of a GenBank genome assembly
AUGCAGCCGGAGCCAAAGAAGCUCGUUCUUUGUUUUGAUGGAACGGGAAACGAGUUUAGCGGCUCGAACGCCGACACAAACGUUGUCAAGCUCCUAAGCAAGUUGGACCGAAACCAUCCAGACCAGUUUCACUAUUAUCAGACUGGUAUUGGAACAUACGACAUCAAUGAAAAGUCCGUCAACAAGUCUUGGUUCGGCGAGCUCCAAAGCGCCUUCUCCAAGACGAUUGAUCAAGGCUUCGGGACCACAUUUGACGCACAUGUGAUCGCGGGCUAUCGCUUCCUCAUGCGAUACUAUGAAUCGGGUGCUAAGAUAUAUUUGUUUGGUUUCAGCCGUGGUGCUUUCACCGCCAAGUUCCUCGCACGUAUGAUCCAUACAGUUGGUCUACUUUGCAAAGGAAAUGAGGAGAUGGUUCCAUUUGCAUUCAGGCUGUACCAGAGAUACUUGGCAGGAGAUAUCAAGGAUCGCCUAGAUGCUCAUCAGGAGGACUCGGAAGGCGACACCGCUCUGAUUGGGGAUGAUUUCGAGCACAGCCAUGACACGCUGGUUGCCGAGAACGAAAUCACCGCCUUCAGUCAGACGUUCUGCCGAAAUGAGACCGUCUUCGGCGAAGAUGGUCAUUCAAAGCACACUAAUAUCAAGGUGUAUUUCCUGGGACUCUGGGACUGCGUCAACUCGGUCGCAGUCCUUGAGCAAAAGACGCCCGUGCCCGUUCCUGUGCUUGGCACUGCGACAUACAUUCGGCACGCCGUUGCCAUUGACGAACGGCGUGUCAAGUUCAAGCCAGCUCUCCUCGCGCAGGAUAUCAAACUAUCCGACGACCAGACCGAAGAUAUCAAAGAGGUCUGGUUCCCUGGUAAUCACGGAGAUGUUGGAGGCGGCUGGCCGUCAGUCUCUGAUAAUCCUCUUGACAGCAAGAAGAAGAUGACCUUCUGGCAAGGCGUCAAAAAUCUAUUCACGUCCCGGAAGCCUCAAGAAGCCAGUCAUGACCUUGACUGUGACCGUCUGCAAAUGAGUGACAUCCCUCUUGCGUGGAUGAUUCGCGAAUUGGAGCUUGUGGGUGAGAAGGACCCAACCGCCGCUGUUAAAUGGUGCCACAGCCUGGCCAAAUUUAAGAAACAUUUCAAAACCAAACGGUCGUAUGCCCUUGGAGCUGUGAUGCAUGAUUGUCUCUCAUUUGGUCGUGGGUCUGGAUUUUUCCGGGUUCUUUUUUGGAAGUAUAUGGAAUACCUUCCAAUUAUCACGCGUUGGGAAUUGACCCAGAAGGGUUGGGUUGAUGUGCGAUUCCCGCUCAACAGGGGCUCGACGCGCGAUAUCCCCCCAGACGCUGUGAUGCACCAGUCCCUUGUUUGGCGACUGAACAAUGAUGAAUCCUACAGUCCUCCUAACAACCACGGCGAUGACCUUCCUCCGUGUUUGAAGAUUCAUGGAAAGGUUACGAGCUUCGCUAUCAAGGAAAUAAGCGAUGAUCCCAACGAAGAGACCUUUAUUUUCGCCAAGUGA